Malaya genurostris is the source of this 1065-nucleotide messenger RNA. Its product is annotated as PRA1 family protein 3. Lineage: Eukaryota; Metazoa; Arthropoda; Insecta; Diptera; Culicidae. The transcript is spliced from 3 exons. Gene Ontology annotation, cellular component: membrane. The record is from RefSeq and is a predicted model, not a curated record. Bases 167 to 730 code for a protein of 187 amino acids.
UGGCAACUCUGCUCUUAAGUUGUCAUCAGGAGGUGAAUCAGAAUAUCGCAGCUUUGCUACUUGGUGACAUAUAGAUUAGCUAGAUCAUCCACAACAGCAAUAGAAUUAUUGCACUCGUUGACAAAUACUGGAUCCUUUGCAUCGCAGCGAAUCUUAAAUCAUCACAAUGACCACGCAACCAGGAGGUAAUUUCCAGCUGGCUCCUCUCAGAUCGGUGAGCGAUUUUCUUCUGGAAUCGGCUCGAUUUCAACUACCUAACGUUCAGGAUUUCGAGAAAUGGGGAAAUCGAGUUGUCAAAAAUUUGCUUUACUACCAAACCAACUAUUUUCUGAUGAGUGGAGCAGUGUUUAUACUGAUUGGUUUGAUACAUCCGUACAAGGUCGUCCUCGGGGUCACGAUCAUUAUGGCUCUCAUGUACGUGUUUGUCAAGUUCUUUGCUGCUGAGGCACGCCGUUCUCUGAGUGCCGCUGCUGGACAGCAACAACCGAAUAAAUGGGCAGUUCUAGGUGGAGUCCUCGGAUGCAGCUAUUUGGUUCUGUUUGUUUUCGAUGCCGUUCUGAUUGUAAUGUUUGCUAUAUUGUUACCAUUCUCACUUACGUUUAUCCAUGCCUCAUUACGUCUAAGGAACAUUAAGAACAAGAUUACCAACACUAUCGAGAUCGUUGGAGUGAAACAGAGUCCCAUGGGACAGUUUCUGGAAGCAAUGGGUCUGAUGCCUGAUGCAUUCUAACUCAAAGUUUCUAGUAGAAAUACAAUCAGGCAGCUUAAGUUUAAUAACGAGUCUUUCGCCAGUCGGUGUUUUUCGCAUUGAAAAAACAGUCCAAUGUAAGCUCUACCAAACUAAACAUUUCUAGUUUUGUCUGUCAAUGACAAAUAUGCGAACUGCUUCAAGUAAGAAUAACUACGGUUCCAUAUUAGUGCAUAAAUCUCGAAUGAAACACGAGAAUAAAAAAAUAAUUCUUGUUAGAUACUAGUCAUUACUCACACAAAUCAUCGCUGAAAAUGAGAAAUGGUUUUUUCCCAUUUUAGUAAUAAACUAUUUUGAUAUCGUUAAUUGAAAUUUAA